Salvia miltiorrhiza (redroot sage) is the source of this 1534-nucleotide messenger RNA. Its product is annotated as WAT1-related protein At1g44800. NCBI's taxonomy places the organism in Eukaryota, Viridiplantae, Streptophyta, Magnoliopsida, Lamiales, Lamiaceae. Gene Ontology annotation, molecular function: transmembrane transporter activity. The coding region runs from base 270 to 1391 and encodes 373 amino acids. The record is from RefSeq and is a predicted model, not a curated record. Gene Ontology annotation, cellular component: plasma membrane. The transcript is spliced from 7 exons.
GACGAGGUAUGGCACCGUAACGGGUUUACAUACGCUUGUAGUCGAUACGUGAUAAGAAUUUAAAAGGAUGAAUAAUUUAAAAAAGAAAGAAAAAGAAAGUUAGUGGCACCAUGCAAAGGUGGUAUACACAUAUUCAAAUGAUGCAAAGUUUCCUCACUUUUAUCCUUGCUUUUUGUGUGUAUAUAAUGGCACUCUCCCAUUUUUGUGCAUCCCAUGCAAGAGUUCUAGAGUGAGAAGAAGAAUAUAAAGAGAGAGAGAGAGAGCAAAAAAUGGGGUGUAUUAUGGGUGAAUCUUUCAACAAAAUGAAGCCAUAUUUGGCUAUGAUUUCACUUCAAUUUGGGUAUGCAGGAAUGCAUAUUAUUCUCUUGCUCUCUUUUAAGAAAGGUUUUAGUCAUUGGGUUUUCGUUGUUUAUCGCCAUGCAGUUGCAACAAUCUUUUUUGCUCCUUUUGCAUACUAUUUUGAGAAGAAAAUAAGGCCAAACAUGACGAAAUCGAUAUUCUUCAAGAUAAUGGUGCUUGGUUUCUUGGAGCCAGUUUUGGACCAGAACUUGUACGGCGUCGGAAUCCAGUAUACGUCGGCGACGUUUGCGGCGGCGACCGUCAAUAUUCUCCCCGCCGUCACCUUCAUUAUGGCUGUUGUUUUCAGGUUGGAAAAGGUGAAUCUGAAAAAAGUGCACAGUUUAGCAAAAGUGAUCGGAACGACGGUGACGGUGGCCGGAGCAAUGCUGAUGACACUGUACAAAGGCCCCGCCGUCAACAUCUUGUUCUUCUCUCACGGCAGCGGCCACCACGAAGGCGCCAGCGCCGCCGCAGAUCAGAACUGGGUCACCGGCACAAUCAUGCUGCUCGGUUGCAUCGUCGGCUGGGCUGCCUUCUUCAUUUUGCAAAAUAAUACAUUGAAGGAUUACCCAGCGGAGCUGUCGUUGACGGCGUUGAUUUGUUUGAUGGGAACGGUGGAAGGCGGCAUCGUGGCGGCGAUAAUGGAGCGGCGGCCGAGCGCGUGGGCUAUCGGUUUUGAUGCUAGGCUGCUCGCGGCUACAUAUUCCGGACUUGUAUGCUCAGGAAUAGCAUAUUACUUGCAAAGUGUGGUGAACAAAGCACGAGGUCCAGUGUUUGUGACUUCAUUUAGCCCUCUCAGCAUGAUCAUCACUGCUGUUUUGGGAGCCAUAAUUCUGGCUGAGACGCUCCAUCUCGGAAGUGUGAUUGGAGCGGUGAUCAUAGUAAGUGGGCUAUACUGCGUGGUGUGGGGCAAAAGCAAAGAGGAUUCGGCAAAGGCAAAGGCCAAAUCCCAAGAAUUACCAGUGCUGGCCGACACCAUUGCUUCAGACAACAUCAAUGUCAAAUCCAUAAAUAAUCAUCAGAAAAUCAAUACCUUGCAUGAAGGGCCUUGAUCCACAAUGUUUAAUCUAUGAUUACUGCUGAAUUAAAUGUUCAAUCACUCAUGUGUAAGAUGUGGUUGACUCGAUUUCAAUUGUUUCAGUCUGAUGUUUUCAAUGCUACUUUUACCUAAUGUAUUUUGAUUUUCAUGUCAAAA